Messenger RNA from Eublepharis macularius, 4251 nucleotides. RefSeq names its product AGBL carboxypeptidase 2 (gene AGBL2). The coding region runs from base 278 to 3109 and encodes 943 amino acids. Gene Ontology annotation, molecular function: metallocarboxypeptidase activity; zinc ion binding. Gene Ontology annotation, biological process: proteolysis. NCBI's taxonomy places the organism in Eukaryota, Metazoa, Chordata, Lepidosauria, Squamata, Eublepharidae. The transcript has 18 exons. The record is from RefSeq and is a predicted model, not a curated record.
CACAAGUUUCUGUAACGUCUUUAACUCCUUUCUUUCCUUCCUCUCCUCGCUCCUUUUGCUUAAUUUUAAGCAACACCCAUCCCUCCUUUUGUCUCAGCUCCCCCGCUCUGCCCCGAGUCCUGAUAUUGUUUUGGAGGUUCUAUAAGAAACAAUAAGAUCUUGGCCUUCCUGCUUCCGAAGGCAAAGGAUACUGUUUAUUACUUUCCUCUUUCUAUGACUUUCUUCCCAUUCUGGUUCUCUUUAGGAGGCAGCAGAAAGAGCCAUCGGACUCAGCAACAUGUGCCCAGCAGACCCAGCGGUUGAAGGUCAGCUUCUUAAAGAUCCCUAUGAAAGAUUCAUGUAUCAGCAUCUCCAGUAUUAUGGCUAUUUCAGAGGUGAUGAACAGCCUCUUCAGAACUCCACUUUGCCUUUUGAAAACUGGAAGAAGAGCUCUCAAUACAUGUUGAACCCAGGCAACUUCCAAAAGAGGAUUGACUCGGAACUUCAUGAGGACAAGAAGCUACUCUGCUCAUUUAUGGUGGAGAAAGCACUUCUUAAAAGCAAACAAAUUACACUUGACCAUCCAGAGGAUCCUGGCGUUCUGCGCUUACGAGAACCUCGGAACCUUUUUUCUCUUUCCAACUAUAGGGAUUCGCUUUUGGCUCCGCUCUGGCCAGUAGAGUGUGAAGUAAUCCAGAAUCGGAUCCACCACAUUGAGUGGGUUCCUGCUGAACCAGAACCUUUCUAUGAGCCAACAGGAAAAGAAAUAACACCAGAAGUAAUGGGAGAUGAUUGUGGAACUGUUGUCUACUACAUAGAUCCAGCCACCAAGGGUACCUUUUUCACCGGUUCCCGAGUUGGAGGGUCAGAAGAGCCCAUGAAAUCAGCUACAAUGAGCUUAAGUGGUCCAGAAGAUACUAAAUUGUUGUUUGAAUCACGCUUUGAGAGUGGGAACCUCCAGAAAGCUGUCAGGGUGGGCGAGUAUGAAUAUGAGCUCACAUUGCGAACAGAUCUUUAUACCAGCAAGCAUACACAAUGGUUCUACUUUCAAGUUCAAAAUACCAGGAAUGAUGUCACCUAUCGCUUCACUAUUGUCAAUCUGAUGAAGUCUAAGAGUCUCUACAGCAUGGGGAUGAAGCCUCUCCUAUACUCUCAGAAGGAUGCUGAAUGUAAUGGUAUUGGUUGGAGAAGAGAGGGUAGUGAUAUCAGAUAUUAUAAAUAUAACACAAAGGAUGGUCAGACAUUGUAUUGCCUCACCUGGACAGUAUGUUUUCCAUACAGCCGUGACACAUGUUACUUUGCUCAUUUCUAUCCCUACACAUAUUCUGACUUGCAGCACUACCUCUUGACUUUAGUAAAUGAUCCACUCCGUUCUCAGUAUUGCAAACUUCGUCCUCUGUGCAACAGUCUAGCUGGGAACACAGUAUACCUCCUCACCAUUACCAAUCCAUCCAAGAGUGCCGUUGCUGCUGCUGCAAAGAAAGCUGUUGUGUUAAGUGCCAGGGUCCAUCCUGGGGAGACAAAUAGUUCUUGGGUGAUGAGAGGUUUCCUAGAUUUCAUCUUAAGUGAUUCUCUUGAUGCUCAGCUCCUCCGAGAUCUCUUCAUAUUCAAGGUUGUGCCCAUGCUAAACCCUGAUGGGGUAAUUGUUGGGAACUACCGUUGCUCACUGGCAGGAAGGGACUUGAACAGGAACUACAAGACAGUAUUAAAAGAAUCUUUUCCUUGCAUUUGGCACACUCGGGCAAUGAUCAAGAGAGUCUUUGAGGAAAGAGAAAUUCUUCUGUAUUGUGACUUCCAUGGGCACAGCCGCAAGAAUAAUAUCUUCAUGUAUGGCUGUAACAACAAAUAUGCAUCAGACCAACUGCUCCAUGAACAGGUCUUUCCUUUUAUGCUGAGCAAGAAUAUUCCAGACAAGUUUUCUUUCCACAGCUGUAAAUUUAAGGUCCAAAAGAAUAAAGAAGGUACAGGACGGAUUGUGAUGUGGAGAAUGGGAAUAAUGAAUAGUUACACCAUGGAAUCCACAUUCAGUGGGUCAACACUAGGCAAGAAGUGUAACUCCCAUUUUACUUAUGAGGAUCUCAAAUCUCUGGGCUAUCACAUCUGUGAUACUUUAUUGGACUUUUGUGACCCUGAUCGUUCCAAGUUUCAGCAGUGUUUGACUGAACUACAGGAGCUAUUGCAGCAAAAAAUUCAGAGGAAGCUCUUAGAGUUGGGCCAAGAACAAAAUACAGAAGGUACCUGGAGUGACAUCUCCCUGUCAGAUGUUGAAUCCAGCACAAGUGGCUCCAACAGCUCCCAAUCAGAUGGGCCCCCUGCACAUUUGCUCAGCAUGACAGAGAAGGACUAUAAUGAGAAGAAGAAAAAGAAGAAAAAGAAACACCUGCGAACAAGGAAGGAAAGAAAUGUUUUGCAUCAGAAAUAUACUCUGAGCCGUACAUUGAAGCACCAGGAAGAUGCAGUGGCAAGUCCAGUUUCUCCAAAUCCUGGAAAGCUUCAUAGUCUUUCCAAGAGAUCCCGGAGAGACAGCAGUUCAGAAAAGAAGAACAAGCAGAUUAAUCAGGAGAAGGAAUUAGAAGAUUCAGUGUCUUCAGUAAUGCCAGGAGAAAACCCGGAUACUGCUCAAGAGGAACAUCCAGAGCCUUCCUUGCAUAACCGGAGAAUCCCUGUGACACCAACUGACUUCAAAAUCCAGGAUCCUCAGCCGCUCAUCGUAACUAUGAUUCCACCACCACCAGCACAGCGAACAAGCCUCAUAAAUUCACCCAUCAAACAGCAUCCGCCUCCUUUCCAUGGACAGCUCAAAGGAGAAUUCCCUGAAAAACAAAAUGAAGGUAUCUUUAUUACAUCAUUCUCUCCACCUGCUCAUGGAGUCAGACGGUACAGAUCCCUGUGGUGGACUCCUGAAGUACCUUCUGUGACCUUAAUGCUGCGCAGAGGGCUUUCUUUGAAAUCUGAAAUCACUCAGGACAAGAAACAGCUGUGGAAUCUGAGUCAAAGCAGGUCACAAGUGCUUCCCAACCCAGAAUUCAAAUGGAAACCCCUCAAAAUUGACCGGCUGCUUUUGAGGGUAGAGAAUGAACACUAUCGUGCCAAAGUCAGGGAAGCACCAAAGGAGAGAGGUCGAAAAUGAUCCUCACUAGAGCGGAGAGCGCCUGGUCCGAAGUCUGUUCCCUUUCCAUGAAAGCACUGACUCUGAAUAACUCACCGUGUUCUGCUGUUGCAGGAACUGCAGAUAUUACUUGAGAGAAAGUCUCUGCCUUGUUUGGCAAAAGAAAAUCUGAAGCCUUGGUAAAGAGGAUGGUUGAUUUUAAUUUUCUUCUCUCUAUAGGUGUAUAUGUGAGAUUAACUGUUAAGAAAGGGUAAUAUAAUUGUUUAGUUUCUGUUGGUAUGGAACUACAACAUUACAAGGAUAACGCAAAGGGUUCCCAACUCCAUGUUUUCCUGAUAAGGCAAAUUUGGGGAGGAGGGCUUUCACAAGGGAGAACUGACAAAUGGAAGGGUAUGCUUAAUAUCACCUGCUCAGAUUCUCCCCUGCUAAUGACCCUUCUGCAUAUAUUUUUGCAUUGUUUUAAAUUAUGGGGUCUAAAACUAGAAAAGUGGUUGAAAAGAAAAAAGCUAGUGAAAAGGGUAUUUGUAGGAGAGAAUUGGAAGUACAGAAAGAGAUCUUUUCCUUCUGCAGAUUUCCUCCUACAAAUGUCUUCACCCCCACACUUACUUUAUUUUGGUAGAUGUGGUGUUGAGGAACUUAUGUUUAACAUGUAGUUCCAUCCUUAUUUAUUUCUUUAAAAAGUAUCCUUAAUCUCCAAUUUGUGAAAAUUUUAUGUUAAAAAGUGAAAUCUUAAUAACUCUGUGUGGAAAAUUUUAUUUUUCAUAGGUGGUUAUACAGUAGUGAGCAGUUUUAUAACAGAAUACAUCUUCCAGUAUAAUAUUGCAGUUGGAUCCAGGCAGAACUUUCUACUAACAGACAUUUUUACUGAUUCCCCCUAUACCCCAGGAGAACAUUUCAGUUGGUAGGGGAAAGAAGGAAAAUUCCAUUGUGCUGAUGGAAAAUUUUGUCUGGAACCAACCCUAGAACUGCACAGGGAAGAAUUCAGACACAAAUGUUGUUGCAUUUUCAUGAUUGUAAUGGUUUAUCAGUUUCUCAGCUCUCAAGGAAGGUUUUGGCUACCUAACACCCUGUGUUGUCUCAGUCUGCCAUCUGUAACUUUGUCUUCUUUGUCCCAGAGGGAAAACUAUGCGUUGUAUGAACAAUAAAGGGUUUAAUAAAAGGUG